Molecule: messenger RNA, 2356 nt
Organism: Larimichthys crocea (large yellow croaker)
Lineage: Eukaryota; Metazoa; Chordata; Actinopteri; Sciaenidae
Product: E3 ubiquitin-protein ligase TRIM21
Exons: 2
Coding region: 142-1776 (544 amino acids)
Molecular function (GO): zinc ion binding; protein binding
Source: RefSeq, a predicted model, not a curated record
UCAUAUUUCCACAAAUGAAACUGAAAGUUUGUUUGAGUGAGACAGCAGAGUGCCAUCGAGUUUCUCUAAAGAAAGAUUCAACUGAAUCCAUCAGGUUUUUCUCAACAAAACAACAGAAUCUCUGCCAAACACUGUGAAGAUAUGUCUGCUGCCAGCUGUCUGCUGACUGAGGAUCAGUUUCUGUGCUCCAUCUGUCUGGAUGUGUUCACUGAUCCAGUCAGCACACCAUGUGGACACAACUUUUGUAAAAGCUGCAUCACUGAACACUGGAAUAUUAAUGUCCAGUGUCAGUGUCCCAACUGUAAAGAGGUUUUCAACAUGAGACCUGACCUGCGGGUCAAUAGUUUCAUCUCUGAGAUGGCUGCUCAGUUCAGACAGUCAGCUCAACAGAAAACCAGCAUUAGAUCAGAGCAACAGGUUUCCAAACCAGGAGAGGUUCCCUGUGAAGACUGCACUGGAACCAAACUGAAAGCCAUGAAGUCUUGCCUGGUGUGUCUAUCCUCCUACUGUGAGACUCACCUGGAGCCUCAUCUGACAAAGCCAGGUCUGAAAAGACAUCAGCUGAUCGACCCUGUGGACAACCUGGAAGGCAGGAUGUGUAAGAAGCAUGAUAAACUGCUGGAUCUGUUCUGUAAGACUGACCAGAUGUGUGUCUGCAUCCUCUGCACCCUUUCAGACCACAAGACACAUGAUGUCAUUCCUCUAAAAGAGGAAUAUGAAGUAAAGAAGACAGAGCUGGUAAAGAAAGAUACUGAAAUUCAUCAGAUGAUCCAGAAGAGACAAUUGAAGAUUCAGGAGCUCAAACGCUCAGUGGAGCUCAGUCAGGAAGAUGCAGACAGAGAGAUAGCAGAUGGUGUUCAGGUCUUCACCGCUCUGAAGGAGUCUGUUGAGAGAAGCCAGGCAGAGUUUAUUGACAUGAUCAAAGAGAAGCAGAGAAAGACUGAGAGACAGGCAGAAUACUCAAUUAAAGAGCUGGAACAGGAAAUCUCUGAGCUGAAGAAGACGAGCACUGAGGUGCAGCAGCUCUCACAGUCUGAAGACCACUUCCAACUCCUCCAAAGCUUCGCAUCCAUGAACAUUGUUCUACCCACCAAGGACUGGACAGAAGUCAGUGUCCGUCCACCUUCAUAUGAGGGAACUGCAGUGAGAGCUUUGGCUCAGCUGGAGGAGAUGCUCAGUAAACAGAUGAAGCUUGAGAGCAAGCUGAAGAGGGUCCAGCAGUAUGCUGUGGAUGUAACACUUGAUCCUGAUACAGCAAAUCCCUGGCUCAUCCUGUCUAAUGAUGGCAAACAAGUUAAAUUUGGUGAUGUAAGUAAGAAUGUCCCAGACAACCCAGAGAGGUUUAAUACUUAUGCUCAUGUCUUAGGAAAGCAGAGUUUCUCUUCAGGAAGAUUUUACUAUGAGGUUCAGGUUAAAGGGAAGACUGAGUGGGAUUUAGGAGUGGCCAGAGAGUCAAUGAACAGGAAGGAAAAAAUGAUUCUGAGCCCUCAGUAUGGUUACUGGACGAUAUGUUUAAGGAAUAAAAAUGAGUACAUAGCUUGUAAUCAUCCUUCAGUCCGUCUUUCUCUGAAGUCAAAGCCUGAGAAGGUGGGUGUGUUUGUGGAUUACGAGGAGGGUCUCGUCUCUUUUUAUGAUGUUGAUGCUGCAGCUCUGAUUUAUUCAUUUACUGAUUGCUCUUUUACUGAGAAACUCUACCCAUUCCUUGGAACUUGUCAUAAUAAUGAUGGUAAAAACUCUGCCCCCCUGAUCAUCUCUCCUGUCAACCACACAGAGUAGAAAAAAAGUUUUUUUACAGAAAGAUUCACUGUAUGGUAUUUAUAGAUUGUAGUUUUUUUUAAUCAUCUUAUCAAUUUGUUUUUUUUUCCUUUUGUUCUCUGAAUGCUCUAUAAACAUCAUCAGCUGUUUUCAGACUUGUGUUUACCUGAAAGCUCCAACACUCAUCACAUUUUAAAUAGUCUGUAGUGUAUAUAAUAUAAUGUUAUUCAAAGUUUAAGCCUGUAGAUGUGAAUCUAUGUCAGUCUAUGUCAGCACUGUCAUAGACUGGUGACCUGUACAUGAUGUACGCACACCCGUAUUGCCCAAGGCUAGGCUGGAGAAGGACUAGCAGUAUGAAGUACUCAAUCCUGAAACAGCACAGAUUGAUCUUAUCCUGUCUGAUGAUGGGAAGAAAAGGUGUGGGAGUUUGUGGAGCAGGGUCUGGGUUAAUUUUGUGACGUUGAUACUGCAGUUCUUCUCACAGCCUUUCUGUAUGAUAUAGCGUGCAAGCACGACUGUUUUGUACAUUCUUCCUUUGCUUGUUUCUUGUUUCUAAGAAUUAGAAUUACAGAUUCCUAAAUUAAAAACAUUUCAUUACAUA